AUGCCCACUGACUUGAAGAUUUUGAAUUACACCCCUCCUCGUAUCUCUUGGUUCCAGCGGCUUUCACGUCUAUUGGAUAUCCUCAAAACCUCCCCUCACCUCAAUUCCCACGUACAGACACUGAAGCUUGACCUCAGUAGUCCGAUAAUCCUCAAAUCGUUGGCAGACAGAAACUGGCCAUCUCUAAAAGAACUCCACUUCCGGUGGAUUCCGUCCAACGAUGAGCAGAACCAAGUGUUACGUAACUUGCAGCAACUAGUUGCUUCUCCUGGACUCCGUCGUUUAAGCCUCCAUUUUGCAGGAUACGCAUGGAGCGCCUGUUACUUCAAAAGCAUCAUCACCCAUUGCUCUCCAUCCCUUACAGAUCUCUCUUUAUUGGGGCGCGACAUUGGGUGCGACAUUCCUUCGAAAGAUUGCCGCCAGUUAACAGACUCCUCGAACCCAACUCCUAAAAUUGCGAGCCUGAGCAGGCUUCUUCUCACUUCCGCCGCAGUACCGGUCCUUCGCGACCUGGCAAUUCCCCUUGAUUUGACCCAAGUUCGUACCCUGAGCUAUCAGGGCCUUCCGGGGCCCGCCAGUGUUGGACCCAUCCACCUUAUUUGCCCCAAAAUCAAGGAGCUGAAGAUCGUCUCGCAGGAUCCAACUCUAGGCGUUCAUUUCCACCUCCGUGAUUUUCGGUCCCUGCAGACCAUCGAAGUUCAGUUUUCGUCCUAUCCUAAGCACGACUGGCGCUUCUUUUCCGAGAUGGACGACGAUAAUCAGAUAUCUGAGCUGCUCAUCACCUCUCCUCACCACGAAUGGCAAUGCCGCCGCGGCUUUACUGACUGCCCUGGCCACUCCCUCGGGCGGCAGCUCGACCGAGUGGUGCUUGCCAAGUUUCCCCACCUCAAGAAAGUCAUGUUCGAAGUCUUUGAUAGUUUCGGAACAGAUGCCGACUGCCCUAUUUUCAACCGAGAUGCGAUUUUGAAGCAUGUCCAUCAAGCCCUGCCUCGCCUGACGAGACGGAACAUAGUGUCUGUGAUGUUUUCCCCCAUUCCCGUCCCUUUUGCAGAGCCGGAGGGCCGUCGGAAAGUACGAGACGCGCACGAGGCGGCCUGGCAGCCUCACUAA
Messenger RNA from Mycena indigotica, 1110 nucleotides. RefSeq lists its product as uncharacterized. Lineage: Eukaryota; Fungi; Basidiomycota; Agaricomycetes; Agaricales; Mycenaceae. The record is from RefSeq and is a predicted model, not a curated record. Bases 1 to 1110 code for a protein of 369 amino acids. The transcript has 2 exons.